Molecule: messenger RNA, 6241 nt
Organism: Rattus norvegicus (Norway rat)
Lineage: Eukaryota; Metazoa; Chordata; Mammalia; Rodentia; Muridae
Source: RefSeq, a predicted model, not a curated record
UUUGUUUUUUGGUUUUUUUUUUUUUUUUUUUGAGACUCUUGGCUAUCCUGGAACUCAUUCUGUAGACCAGGCUGGCCUCCCAUUCUUAAGAGAUCUGCCCCACUCUGCCUCACAAGUGGUACAUGUGAGGCACCACACUGACUUGCUCCUUUCAGUUUUUUACCUUAUUGUUUAAGGAGUUACCCCUCCGGAUAGAAUGUUUCAAUCCUUCAGGAAAGUGUUACACAGCACCUGAAUCCAAGUCCCGGAAUUUCACUGUCUUUCUCCAGCGUCCCCACCCACAGCUCUUUAUAUUUUCCCUUGGCUUUUUAUUUCUUCACAACACUUAAGUGCAAAUAUUGUAUUUUGCCUGUCUUUUCACUCUGGAAACAUGGCUGGCUCCAAUGCUAUAGGUAUUAAGCAAAUUUUCUUGAAGAAACCUCUAAUUAGGGGAUUCAAUGUCUUGUGUUUUGGUUUCUACUUAUUUAUGUCUCACACUGUUAGGUGUGCGUCACCAGUAAGAAGGUAGAUAUACGUAGUUAGUAUAAGAAAAGUUAUAUUUUAUUAUGCUGAAGGUCAUCAUGCAAGGUUUACACUCUAAACUCCUUACAUUCCUAAGCCUGUCUUCCCAAGGCUGUUCACCUGUGUGACCUAUCUUAGCUUCAGGUCAGGUCUAAUCUCUAACAGAAGUCUCUGAUUUGAGGGUCAGGAUUCUGAGGGAGAUUCUCUAGCCACAGAACAGAUCAAGGUGCAUCUCUCCAGAUACGUAGAGCAAAGCAUUGCUUUUGGUCUCUGCUUAUAUUUUGUCCAGUAGGCAUCAUGGGAUUCUAGGACUAUGUCAUCUCCAUGUCACUGGGCUCUGGGUAUCAGGAGCAGCCUUAGGUACUGUAGGGUUCCUGACUAAUCUGUUUUUAUAUGUCCAAAAGGCAUCUUUUUUAUUUAUUAUUCUCAUUACAGGGUGAAAAUAUUUUUCUGGGUCUGGGUCAUCUUUUUGGUUUCUGUCCCACUCUGACGGUCUAAGUGCAUAAGAGUGCAGAAUGUGGGCCACGUAUUCCUAGAGGCCUGUCUGUCUCAGGGGUCCCGUGGCUGGUGUGCAGUGAGUCCUCUGGUCUCAAGUCCCUGGUCCCGCGCGAGUUCGUUCUGGACCAGCCGCAGUGCUCCUGGCUUACUUCGCUGCUUCCGCCGGCCCGCGAGACUCCGCCCUCUCUGAGGGGAGAAGCCAAUCAUCACGCACGCCCUUGACUCCGCCCUAGCGCCCCUCGACGCGAGUCCUUCCCUCCUCCCACUCGCUGCCCGCCCGCCCGUCAGGCAGGAAGGCAGGCAGUGGUUCUACCGGCGGUUAGUUCUCUCUUCUGUGUUGUCCUCCCUCCUCGUUCCCGAUCGCCGCCAGCGGCUGCUACACGGGCGGCGGCGCGGUUCCUGUGGGAAGCGCAGCACAAGUCGAGCGGUAACCGCGAAGCGUCGAGCCCAACGCGGCGGAGGCUGUGCAGCCAACAUGGCGGCGGCGGCGGCGGCGGGCCCGGAGAUGGUCCGCGGGCAGGUGUUCGACGUGGGGCCGCGCUACACUAAUCUCUCGUACAUCGGAGAAGGCGCCUACGGCAUGGUUUGUUCUGCUUAUGAUAAUCUCAACAAAGUUCGAGUUGCUAUCAAGAAAAUCAGUCCUUUUGAGCACCAGACCUACUGUCAGAGAACCCUGAGAGAGAUAAAAAUCCUACUGCGCUUCAGACAUGAGAACAUCAUCGGCAUCAAUGACAUCAUCCGGGCACCAACCAUUGAGCAGAUGAAAGAUGUAUAUAUAGUACAGGACCUCAUGGAGACAGAUCUUUACAAGCUCUUGAAGACACAGCACCUCAGCAAUGAUCAUAUCUGCUAUUUUCUUUAUCAGAUCCUGAGAGGAUUAAAGUAUAUACAUUCAGCUAAUGUUCUGCACCGUGACCUCAAGCCUUCCAACCUCCUGCUGAACACCACUUGUGAUCUCAAGAUCUGUGACUUUGGCCUUGCCCGUGUUGCAGAUCCAGACCAUGAUCAUACAGGGUUCUUGACAGAGUAUGUAGCCACGCGUUGGUACAGAGCUCCAGAAAUUAUGUUGAAUUCCAAGGGUUAUACCAAGUCCAUUGAUAUUUGGUCUGUGGGCUGCAUCCUGGCAGAGAUGCUAUCCAACAGGCCUAUCUUCCCAGGAAAGCAUUACCUUGACCAGCUGAAUCACAUCCUGGGUAUUCUUGGAUCUCCAUCACAGGAAGAUCUGAAUUGUAUAAUAAAUUUAAAAGCUAGAAACUAUUUGCUUUCUCUCCCGCACAAAAAUAAGGUGCCGUGGAACAGGUUGUUCCCAAACGCUGACUCCAAAGCUCUGGAUUUACUGGAUAAAAUGUUGACAUUUAACCCUCACAAGAGGAUUGAAGUUGAACAGGCUCUGGCCCACCCGUACCUGGAGCAGUAUUAUGACCCAAGUGAUGAGCCCAUUGCUGAAGCACCAUUCAAGUUUGACAUGGAGCUGGACGACUUACCUAAGGAGAAGCUCAAAGAACUCAUUUUUGAAGAGACUGCUCGAUUCCAGCCAGGAUACAGAUCUUAAAUUGGUCAGGACAAGGGCUCAGAGGACUGGACGCGUUCAGAUGUCGGUGUCCCCCCAGUUCUUGACCCUGGUCCUGUCUCCAGCCCGUCUCAGCUUACCCACUCUUGACUCCUUUGAGCCGUUCCGAGGGGCAGUUCUGGUCGUAGUGGCUUUUAUACUUUCACGGAAUUCUUCAGUCCAGAGAGUUCUCCUGCACCAGGCCCUGCACAGUUGCACUCAGUGCACUCAAGUGCUCACUGUUGUUUAGUCAGUAACUGCUUUCUGGUUUGAAAGAUGCAGUGGUUCCUCCCUGCCCUGAAUCCUUCCUACAUGUCACCUACUGAACUGUCAGCCUCCUCAGAGCAAGUCUUAACAGACUUGUUCCAGUUAUGCCCACCCACCUUACAUUAGGGAAGGCUAAGACAUAAGGCACCUUAAGUCAGUGACAGCUCCAAACUUACACGCCAUCUGUUGGCUGUAGCUGUCUGCUCAGAUCGGAGCUUUCGGGCGGCCCUGGAUGGUGGUGCAGGCUGCAGGGGCAGGCGCUUCUGUUGCAGGAGUCCUUUGGGGCAUUUUUCUGGGUAUCGUGUAAGUCCCAAAUUUAAACUAUGUGGUAUUUUCCCAGCUUUUUAAGAAUGUGGUCAUUGUUUAAAUGAAAUAGAGAGGAAGCAUUGCACCAGCAAUGAUAUUCUUCAGGUUUCUAUGGUUACUCUAUUGUAAUGGAGGUGUGGUGCUUGCCAAAAUGUUACACACUAUCCUUAGCCAGAGAUUGAAAGUAACAGCUGUGCUUGUCAUUCGCUGCAAGAUGGACAUGCACAAAGCUGUGGAAGUUUCCAGAAAAGUAGAGAGCAGGCUGACCUAGAUGUUCAGGGUGGAGCGCCAUACAGCCUUGAACUGUCCCACACAGAAGGCUGCUUUGUAACCAUGCUCACUGCCUGGGGAUUUAGUUAAAGGGAACACUGCAUCUUUGAGUGAGAAAGUGUACAGUUCUUCUCCUGCAGCAUGUCAGCACCGCGAGCUCAUCUUUCAGCAGUGUAAUGACUUGUAUGUAAUAAAGCCUUCAUGAGCUCUCCUCACGAAGCUGUUGCCAAGUUAGAGAUGUUUCUGGUACUGCUGAGUUAACGUCAUAAAAGGCUAGCAGUAACUGUUGAAGCUCUCUUUUUCUUUCCUUCUCUCCUAUAUUUUGUUCCUGCACUGUGUGCUGUGGAGUUGAUGGUGUUAUCCCAGUGCAGUGCCUCCCAACCCCUCACUGCUCUCUGAUGAGAAAUUUGCCUUGUUCAAUACUUACUGUGCUAUUGCAUGACUGUUAAGGUCUCUGUGCAGAGACCAAUGUCCAAGUGUCACAUCCUUUGGUUGAGUGAAAUCUGUUGUGACCUCUGAGUUGUAUUCCAUGAAGAGAAUGCUACCCAGAAGAUAAUAUAGGAAAGAUAAUUAUAUUAUUAACUUUUCAUUUCUCAACUGUCCUUUUAUUUUCUUGGUUUUUAUUUUAUUUUAUUUUAUUUUGAUAGCAAUGGAAAAUGGGUUCUAUAGACUGCCUGUUAGUAUGAACAGCAGUGCAAUGCACUUGUAACUCAUGGAAAUAAAUGUACAUCUUUAUCUUUACACCGAUGAUAAGAUGCAGUGUUGAUUUCCUCUGGAUCGGUGUGUCCUAAUCAAUUUAUAACUUGUGCUUCAGACAGAACUGUUCAUGGGCCUUACUCUAUUUCUCUCCACCCCACUCCCCAUGCACUGCCCCACACAUCAGUUUACAUAAGAUGGCAUGCACCUUUAAUCCCAGCAUUCAGAAGUCAGAGGCAGGUGGGUCUCUGAAUUGGAAGCAAGCCUGGUUUGCAUAGGGAGGUCCAAGACAGUUGGGACUUUCUAGGCCCUGUCUCAGAAACCAAAAGAAAGGUCCUCCCCUUCUGCCCUGAAGAGCAAAUGAAUCUGACAUGGUCCUCUCUUAAAACCAGGUCUCAAGUAGUCAGAACAAACAUACCGAGGUGGAGUCUGGUUCCCUCUGAAAAGGGCCUUCUUGCCCCCAGGAGUGGGGGGAGGGGCGCAGGUGUCUGUUCAGCGUCCCAUGGCACCCGCCACCACCACCCCCCCCAUGGCACCUGCCACCAGAUUCAGGGGACACUCACACCUCAUACGGCUCAUCCCAGGAACCAGAUCUCAGUUCUUGGUGUAAAGCCCCGCUAUUCACAUCCACACAUGAACCCUACCUGGCACUGAAGGAGGGGAGGUUCAGCUUUCAUUGAUAGAGUAGUGGUCAGUUUUCCUUUUUCUUUUUGUCUUUUUUUUUAAAGCCCUGACAGUUCUCCUACUUGUUUCUUCUUCAUAUUUUUAAUCCCAUGAGAUUAAUUUGCAGUCUUCUGAGUAAGGGAACCGUAGCCUCAUCUUGUUGAAGACUGAACUCUUCCUGGUACUGUGGGGGCUGGGGUUGGCAUGAGAGCACUCACUGCAUCCGAAUGCCUGUACCACAGGUGGUGUGGCUUUCCUCUAGCCAUUGUAACUGACAGCUCAUAGCUGUCGGGUAUAGGAACACUCCGUUAUUUUGAUUCUCACAUUUCUAAAAAUGUCUGGUGUCAUUGAGUGCCUCUGCUAUUCAUAUGCAUAGAUAAGCUGUCUGGUGGGUGGACUUUUUGUCCAAGUCUUAAAAUGUGAGCAAAAAUAAAAGAAAAUCAAAAACAUGAAGACACUUGGCAUGAAGAGGAAAGCUAUCCAACCAUCCCAGAGAGCACAUGCUGAUAGCAGCACUCAGAGCUGAUACUAACCUGCUGUGUGGUGCAUCCAUACUGCCCUCACCCUCACCCUCUUAUGAGUACGAGCGAUGGCUGGGCUGGGCGUGACUGUUAGUUUGGGAAGCUGUGAAUUAACAGCAGCUAUCUGAGGAAUCACAAAGGUAGACACUGCAUGCCACAUAGUAUUCAGACCACUUAGAGGAAACUUCAUCUGCUUAGGAUAAUACUUACAUUAUUAAUAGUUAUGUUUGAACUUUUGGUGACUUAUAUAAUAUGGUAACACAUUCAAAUAUGCAUAUGCUUUGGGCCUUCAUACUACUUUUAUAUUUGUAAAUCAGUGUUUUGGAGCAAUUCCAAGUUUAAGGGAAAUAUUUUUGUAAAUGUGAUGGUUUUGAAAAUCUGAGCAAUUCUUUUGCUUACAAGUUUUUUUUAAAGCAUUUGUGCUUUAAAAAUUGUAGUGCUAGUGUUUGAAAUAUGGCACCCUAUAACCCAGAUAAGAAAUAUAAGAAUGGAGUAAAUGCUGUCAUUUGUCAUGCUGUGUCCACCUUGGCCUGCUGGGUCAACAGUGGGGAUCCAGAGUCCCUAGGUUACCCCAGCUUGUCUGACGCUUGCUGCCUUUCUGUACCAUUUAACCCUUCAGAGCACUCCAGACAGUUCUGACACGGCUUUGUAUCCGCUUUGUGCUGUGGAUGCCUUUUUGGUAUUGUAUCCCAAACUGCAUAGAUGAUUUAGGAUAAUGGUGAGUUUAAAAAAUGAAUGUUGAAGCAAGAUUUUAUUAAGAAUUUAAAUGUUUUUUCAUUAUAUUGUUAAACUUGAACAUUUAUCUGUGGCUUAUGUGAUUUGGUUAAUAUGUAUAAAAAUUGUAAGAGGUUUAUAUUUCACCUUAAUUCUUUUGAUGUUGUAAACAUGCCUUUUAAUUCAUUAUUUGAAUGUUUAUGGCACCUGACUUGUAAAAAGAAUUACCAAAAAAAAAAAGUCCUUAGAAUCAUGA